AUGAGGUUUUCAUUUAUAUUAAGAAAUUUUAAGAAUAUUACAGAAGAGAGACUACCAAAACAGAAACCUUAUUGGUUAACAAAAUCAAAUUUAGAAAUUCCCCAUAAAUCUCGCGCCCUUGUGGAUAUUAUUCAAUCAUACAAAGCUCGUGCUAAUGAACCGGGAUUUUUAAAAAGAACGAUUUUAACGCGUAAUUAUCAACAACGAAACAAGUUUGCGGAGAAAGACUUUUUUGAACAAGGGCCGGACGUUUAUGCAGCAUCUCGCACCAUAGAGUAUGGCGGAAGAUUUCGGAUGAAUGGUCGUCUGAAAUGGGUUACUAAAUUUGAAAAACCAAAGGGUACAUUAUCACUUAAUUUAAACUUUCAAUUAGAAGCUGUGGAUCUCUCGCAAUCAAUGAUAAAUGUCGACGGAUUAGAUCAUUAUGUUGGUUGUGCAAAUAUUAAAGCUAUGUAUUUGGCUAAAUGUCAUCAUGUAGAUGAUUGGUUUCUAUCUAGACUUGCUGAUGACUUCCAAGAUCAAUUAUUAUUUCUUGAUAUAAGUGAAUGUCCAUCGGUUGGUAUUACUGGAAUACUUGCUCUCUGUCGUCUUAAGUCAUUAAAAAGACUUCGUCUCUACAAUCUGCCUCCGUUCGCCGGUAAAGAAGUAGCAACCAUGAUCUUUGAAGAAAAUGUGCCGGACUGUUUAGUCGAAGGUGUUGACUAUGAAACUGCUGUAAUUACAGGACUUUUAACUGCAGGUGAUACACAAAAUCAAGAAGAAGUAAAAAUGAUUGACACAGUUAAUAAUGAUCAAGAGCAUGUCGAGGGUCGUGCACGAUAA
This is a messenger RNA of Rotaria socialis, 822 nucleotides long. Lineage: Eukaryota; Metazoa; Rotifera; Eurotatoria; Philodinida; Philodinidae. The record is from the annotation of a GenBank genome assembly.